Molecule: messenger RNA, 3056 nt
Organism: Loxodonta africana (African savanna elephant)
Lineage: Eukaryota; Metazoa; Chordata; Mammalia; Proboscidea; Elephantidae
Gene: CEBPD
Product: CCAAT enhancer binding protein delta
Exons: 1
Coding region: 54-851 (265 amino acids)
Biological process (GO): regulation of cell differentiation; DNA-templated transcription; regulation of transcription by RNA polymerase II
Molecular function (GO): RNA polymerase II cis-regulatory region sequence-specific DNA binding; DNA-binding transcription factor activity, RNA polymerase II-specific
Source: RefSeq, a predicted model, not a curated record
GCAAGAGAGGUGACAACCGCCGCCCCGACGGCAGAGCCCGGCCUGACGCCGCCAUGAGCGCCGCGCUGUUCAGCCUGGACGGCCCGGCGCGGGGCGCGCCUUGGCCUACAGAGCCCGCGGCUUUCUACGAGGCAGGCCGCUCGGGCAAGCCGGGCCGCGCCGCCGAACCGGGGGGUCUGGCUGAGUUGGGCGCCGCCGCGCCGGCCAUGUACGACGACGAGAGCGCCAUCGACUUCAGCGCCUACAUCGACUCCAUGGCUGCUGUGCCCACGCUGGAGCUGUGCCACGACGAGCUCUUCGCCGACCUCUUCAACAGCAACCACAAGGCGGGCGGCGCGGCGAGCGCGGGCGGCCUCGAGCUGCUGCCCGGCGGCCCCGCGCGACUCCCGGGCCCGAUCCCGCGCCCGCUCAAGCGCGAGCCAGACUGGGGUGACGGCGACGCGCCCGGCUCGCUGUUGCCAGCGCAGGUGGCCGCGUGCGCGCAGACUGUGGUGAGCCUGGCGGCGGCCGCGCAGCCCACGCCGCCUGCGUCUCCCGAGCCGCCGCGCGGCAGUCCCGGGCCGCCUGCGCCAGUGCGCGACAAGGGAGCGGGCAAGAGGGGACCGGACCGCGGCAGCCCCGAGUACAGGCAACGGCGGGAGCGCAACAACAUCGCCGUGCGCAAGAGCCGCGACAAGGCCAAGCGGCGCAACCAGGAGAUGCAGCAGAAGUUGGUGGAGCUGUCGGCCGAGAACGAGAAGCUGCAGCGGCGCGUGGAGCAGCUCACGCGGGACCUGGCCGGCCUGCGGCAGUUCUUCAAGCAGCUGCCCGGCGCGCCCUUCCUCCCGGCCGGGGCCGUUGACGGCCGGUGACGCCGGCCUGCCGGCCACAGAGACUCGCCAACGACCCAUACCUCAGCCCGACGGGCGGGGCGCGGUCCAGAGCCCGCCGGCACUCACCGCCCGGAACUGCGCCAGAAGCUAGGACUGGUUAUUUUGUCGUAAAUUAUUUUUAUAAUGGUGGCUUUUUCUACAUCUUACUCCUAUCGAUGCAGCUAAGGUACAUUUGUAAAAGUGAGGUCUCAAACCCUUUAUAUUGUAGCUAAGAGGAAAAGACUGAGCAUGCUCACCUUUUUAUAUUAAUUUUUACAAUAUUUUUUAAGAAUAAAGCAUUUAAAAGCAGCCCUGCCUCCUGUGUUCGCAGUGACUCCCGCACGCCGGUGGCCCGGGACCCCUCUGAGGAAGGGUCCAUCCCCCAUCCUGGAGCGUGCAGUGGGUCACAUAGGGAGGCCACGGGACAAGGGAUGUGCCCCCAUGGGGGAACCUAGCUUCUCAGAAGAGAAGGGGUCUGGCUUGCAUUUGAAAUAUGCCAAGGGCUACUUCCGAAUUUUUCCCUUGAACUUGCCUCGAGGUCAGUAAGGCGUGACUAAAUCAGGAUAAGGGAGUGUUUUCAGGUUGGAGGUGCGUCAAACCCAAGGCCCGACCCGGAGAGGGGCGGCCCCCGCGGGUGGACAUGGGGGCCCUUUUCAGGAAUGAGGGGCAGAGGAAGGCUGAGUGAUCAGAGAAGGCUGUUUGCAUUUUUUUGGCUUUCAGGGGACCUUGCUUUCACUUUCCGGUCUUACGGACAACUACCCGUAGAUUUUCAAAGCAAGUACAAAUACAAAACAGUCAUGUAGUUGGUGAAAAGUCUACUUAAAACCGGAUAUCUUACCGGUAAUGAUCAUGUUUCAAGGCUUAUACUAACAAAUAAAUAAAGCCAUCUGCCCUCCCCGCCCCCCCCCCCCCCCCCCCCAGUUUGGGUACCAGACACCUUUUCUUGGUCUAGGCUGCUAAGUUAGGUAAUUAAUUAACCAGGGACUGUCAUGAUUAUAUCGCUAUAAGGAAGGAAACAUGGAAAAUUUUCAGUGUCCAAAGCUAAUUCAUAGUUUUAUGCCAAUUGAAAUCUCUGCCAACACAGCAAAAGAUAACCACAUCCUUAUCUACAUAUGAAUAAGGGAUUGUCCUUAGUUAGGUAAUAUAACCCACUAGAAGGGCUACUUGAGCCUGUGUAAUCUUUGCUCUCUCUGCACAUUACACAGCCUGAUUACAUUACAGGCACAUUGUAGAGUGAGCUAUCUAUAUCUCUACUCGGUGUAGCCGCAAUCACACUGGUUAGCUUAUCUAAACUUUAUAAGUAACAAUUUCACCUCUGACAUAGUUUCCUAGCACAUUUUCCCAAAAAUAUUGAACUGCAAAGGGUGGAACAUUUAUUAUAGAACGGUAAUAUUACAAUAUGGGACAAAGGCUUAAGCUUUCCAGGGUAUUUUUUAGAGGAAUGUUUAAAACAAACAGUGUAAGAAAAACAUGCUGAAUCAUGGUAAAAUUUCAAACACAUUAGAAUUACAACCACACAAAAUCAUUUUUCUGAUCUAUUAUUGACAAAAUGAAGACCUUAAACUUAUGCAAGUUUCACUAACAUAUUCUUAAGUUUGUAGAUGACCACAGGAAGGUAAUAAAAGUAUAAGAUUGUAGAAAAGUAUUUGAUUUAUAGUUUACAAAGCCAUUUUACUAAUAUUUGUCCCAGAAAAAUUCAAGUAAACUCCAUUUCAAGAUUAUACAGAACAUUCACCCUGUCCAUCGUUAAGGAAUAACCACCACCACCAAAUACACGAAAAGUUCACAGACUCUCAGGCAGCAAAGGGUGCCCGACAGGGGCUGGCCCUGCGCUCAGGAGCUGGAUUUCCUCCAGUGCAAUGCAGCCCGUCGGAUGGCUGGCUACGGACCGGACAAAGCAGUUUAACGGCCCCACCUCCUUUGCAAGGACACUCUUCACUUCAUAACUCUGCAGUGAUAAAGGCAUGCCGGUUAAAGCAAACACAGUAGCUCUGGACGUUCUGUUCCCAACAGCACAACACCAAAGAGCCAGAGUAGGAGAGCUUUUCCCCAGGACAUGACCUUCUACUGCUCAAAUGGUGAGAACAUUGGUAAGGAGAAAAAACAAAAACAAAAACGAAGAACCGCAAUACAAGCCCUAUCAUUAUGGUAAAUGAGGGGAUGCUUUACUCUGAUAACUGAAUUCUGUUUUUACAUAAGGAAAAA